This is a messenger RNA of Schistosoma intercalatum, 1377 nucleotides long. Lineage: Eukaryota; Metazoa; Platyhelminthes; Trematoda; Strigeidida; Schistosomatidae. The record is from the annotation of a GenBank genome assembly.
AUGGAAAACUGUGCUAUGGACUUAGAACAGAUGAAUUAUACCUCUGAUCUAAAUUCUUUAGUUACUUUGGAAAGAAUAGUAAGACUAUUACCUGAAGUUAUGCAAGCCCAGUGGGCGGAUCGGGUGGGUCAAUUGACGGAAGAUAAUAGAGAACCGACUUUUGACGAGCUUAUUCAAUUUAUAGCAUCCCGCGCGAGAGUAGCUGAUAGUAAGUUUGGACGGUUAGCGAAUCGUCCGAGAAAGGGACACAACUUAAAGACAAAUUGUCACUUGCGAUUAGAGCAGGAGAGUAACUCGAGAGCUAAAUGCAGAGUGUGUUUCCAGGACCAUGCUAUUUAUAAAUGUCACAAAUUUUUAGCGCUUACCGUUCAAGAGAGAUGGUCUCAAGCGAAAGUUAAUGGGAUCUGUUUUGUCUGCCUUAGGCAAGGGCAUAAAGUUAAUGAAUGUAAGCUGGCGAAACGUUGUAACGUUAAUGGUUGUGAGAAGAAACACCAUUCCUGGCUGCACAGCGAAAAUGAUAAACCUGAUAUCCCGAAUUGUUGUGGAUUUACUAAAUCCCUAAGUAGCCAAGUGUGCAUAGGAAUGAUCCCUGUACGGUUGAUGUUAGGAGAUGCCGAAAUGUUUGGUUAUGCUUUGUUGGAUAACGGGUCUGAUGUAACGUUGAUAAAAUCGAGCUGUUUGAGGUAUCUCGGGCUGGAGGAAGACCGAGCGUCAGUGGUAGUAGAGACUGUGGGCGGUAAUAGGACAAUGACGGUCACAAAGACCCCUUUUGAGGUAUAUUCUUUAGAUCGGUCAGGACAUGUUACGAUCGAAGGAGCUCUGAUUGUGGCAGGUAUACCAGGUCAUAAGCCAACAAGGUCGGCAGUGAACAACCUAGUUAAGUGGCCACAUUUAAGGGAUGUACCAAUAGAUAACUUCGACUCUGAAGAAGUUCUGCUGUUGAUUGGUUGCGACGUACCAGAAGCGCACUGGGUGUUAGACCAGCGGUUGGGUGGAAGAAAAAGCCCGUACGCUGUGAAGACGAUGCUGGGUUGGUCGGUCUUCGGACCUGCGUCGUAUCCGGAAUAUAGGAAAAGAGUGGUCAAUCAUACCAGUAAGAUACAGACCUUGGAGAACGAAAUGCGUAAACUAUAUGAUGUAGAGUUUUCUGUUUAUUCAAAUGAUAAAUCAGUAUCACUAGAAGAUAAGGCGGCUAUAAGGAUUGUGGAAGGGGGCACACGCUUCGAAAAUGGGCAUUUUGUAGUUCCUAUACCAUGGAAAGUGAACCCAAAUAUGAAAGGGGAGAAUUAUGAAGUGGCAAGCAGUAGACUACAGAGUUUGAAGCGUAGAUUGUUGAAAGAUGACAUUCUGUAUAUCAAGUGUACAAAAGGUAUUUAA